AUGGCGUCCUCAUUCGAACCUUCGCUAUCAACGAGUGGCAUGCGGCCGCCCCUGGCUUCAGCUGAUGCGCCGUCAAUGGCCGACUCGCUGCCCAGCAUCAAUUUUGGCUUCGAGGACCUGCGCAAUCGCAUGACCCAAUUUACUGCCAAGUUUGAUGCGUUUAUCGAACGAGGACGAAAGCAAGUUCUGGAGGAGAAAAACCAAUUCCGCAUUAAUUUGGCAGAAUUACAAGAGGACGACCGAAUGCGCCAGCGUGAUAUUGAAAUCAUCAACUCGAAAUCCCAGACCCACGAACAGAUACUCCAAAAAGAAUCCGCCGAGGCCGCCGAGAUGCACGCAGCCAUUUCAUCGAUUACCCUGGAACACGACACGCGAUUAACCAAACAAGACCGUCUGAAGCAGCAGAUCGCAGAAGCGCAGAAAGCUGUCAACCAGAGACUGGAGGCUCAGAAGAUUCAUGCUCAGCAGCUGGAUGCACAAUCUCGUCUAAACAAUCCCGAAUUGGAAUUCUGGCAUGACAAGCUUUGUUUACGGAUCGAGGGCGCGGGUCGAGAGGACCGCCUAAAAUUCAUAUACAGCCAUAUAUCCGAGAAAGACUGGGAAUAUGAGGCCUGGUUCGAGUUAGGCACAGCCAGCCGUGACUACGAGGUGUUUCACACCCGGCCGAAAUUGGACCGCGAGGCUCUGGAGCGCGAGAUUGAUAUUGUGAAUGACGAUCGCAAUUUCGGCGAAUUCCUAAAGCGGAUGCGCAAACUGUUUGUGGAAACUCUGAAGUAA
Molecule: messenger RNA, 777 nt
Organism: Penicillium chermesinum
Lineage: Eukaryota; Fungi; Ascomycota; Eurotiomycetes; Eurotiales; Aspergillaceae
Product: kinetochore Spc25 family protein
Exons: 2
Coding region: 1-777 (258 amino acids)
Biological process (GO): chromosome segregation
Cellular component (GO): Ndc80 complex
Source: RefSeq, a predicted model, not a curated record